UACUUGAUGUAUCUAGUGUUAUAUGAAACUUAGCUCCUAUAGUGUGUGUGUGUAUAAAAUGUGCUUGGUUUAUAUACUUCUCCUUCUUGACUCAGUUUAUGGAAACUACCCAUCAUGUGCUCUUCCACAGCCAACUCCCAUUCAAUGGGUUCCUCUACAGCCCGGGGAACAUUGCAGUUUUCAGAAUUCAUGAAGAUUGCGAGGAAGCCAGUAUUUGCACCAAGGAAGGAUGUAGGCAGAUCUCAUGCAGUCAAGACACUGACUGCGAAGUGCAGAGUAAGCUCCCAGUGAGGUGUGACCUUGGGAAAGGGCUCUGUAUCCAAAAACCAUGUCAGGGAGAUGAGGAGUGUAUUAAAGCAGAUCAAAUCUUUAGGUGUUUCUCUAAUGGCUCAUGUAAACCAUCCUUUGGGACAUGUGUAGACUCAUGUUCUUGUAUCUUGGAAAGAAAUAUGACAAGUGGAAAAUCUAAAUGUUUCAAAGGGAACUGUUUCUGCAGACCAAAGCAAAAUGAUUGCAACCCUAAUGAAACAAAGGAUCCAUACAUAAGUCUAGAUAUUUUAGCAGUUCAAAAUCUUUCCACUCCAGCCCCAACAGAAUCCUCUACACUUGUAGAAACUCCAAUUAUUGAGACAACUCCUAGACAAUCAAUAUCAAUAUCUAGCACUUAUCCCUUUACAUCUUCAGUAGCAUCCAGUUUAGAGGAUAGUUUAGCUACUGCACUAUUCAGUUCAACACCUUCUGGCUUGUAUACAAGUUUGUCAACACCUUCUAGCUUGUAUACAAGUUUGUCAACUCCUUCUAGCUUGUAUACAAGUUUGUCAACACCUGCUAUUAGUAUAUCUACGCCUGCUAGUUUGGACACUAGUUUGUCUACAUCAUUAAUGGACUCAACCGAGACAACACCUUGUCCUGUAUGUGAAAACGUUGAUCUAGCAUCCACUACAACAAAGCCAAAUGUAACCAUGACUAUUUAUUUCAAAAUUCCCGAUUUGACCACUGCCAAUCAACAAUAUCAGACACAAAAACCAUCUUGGUUAUCUCCAGUUGAACAGAAUAACCCCCAUGAAGGACAUGCAAUGCCAGAAAAUUCAGCUUGGACUACAUCUCAUUCAUCAGGGCCCCAGGAACAUACAUCGUGGACACCUAAUUGGAUAACGACUACCAAUUCUUUUUGGAACAAAUGGGCCCCAACUUCUAGUUCUGAUUCUGUGUGGGAAUCAAGCACAGUAAGCUCCUGGCAACCUGUCCUCUCCUCCCAAGGUGAUGUACCAGCAGGAUCCCCCCAGGGAGAUAUCCCACCUAGUGUAUCCCCCCAAGGUGAUGUACCAGCAGGAUCCCCCCAGGGAGAUAUCUCACCUAGUGUAUCCCCCCAAGGCAUUGAAGCACCUGGUGUAUCCUCUCCGCAACCACCACCUGCAGUUGAGAGUCCACAAGAUACUAGAAUAGAUCAAAGUACAUACAGCUCUCUAUGGAAAUAAAACUGAAUUCGAUCCAAGCCAAUGUAGAUAUGAAAUAAAUUGUGUAAACUGUCAAACAAUUGAUUUUAGAAAAUUAUGAAUAAAAGCAUUAAUCAAUA
Eurytemora carolleeae is the source of this 1576-nucleotide messenger RNA. RefSeq names its product mucin-5AC. The record is from RefSeq and is a predicted model, not a curated record. The transcript has 14 exons. NCBI's taxonomy places the organism in Eukaryota, Metazoa, Arthropoda, Copepoda, Calanoida, Temoridae. The coding region runs from base 99 to 1478 and encodes 459 amino acids.